Molecule: messenger RNA, 396 nt
Organism: Pseudovirgaria hyperparasitica
Lineage: Eukaryota; Fungi; Ascomycota; Dothideomycetes; Acrospermales; Acrospermaceae
Exons: 3
Coding region: 1-396 (131 amino acids)
Source: RefSeq, a predicted model, not a curated record
AUGGACUCCAGGGCGUCAACCCCGCUGUCUGAUAUCGACGAGGCCAUCAUUGCAGCCGGAGAUCCCUCAACAAAACAUGAAUCUCCUGCUCAGGGAGAACGCGAAAAGGGACCGGGAGGUAAAACUCCACUCGUCGUCGCGUCAAAGGAUUCUAAGACGCAGGAUGCGGAGGAAAAGAAUGUGUUAAACAGAAAAUUUGAUUACACGGAAGUGGAUAAGAAGAAUAUCCUACCGGAUGGCUUCAAGCGCCCUAAGCCGCCUCUCAGGGGCGAUCUUGUUUCAGGCAUGGCAAGCGAUAAAGAGGUCGCACGUAGUGGCACUGAUGAGGAGAAAAGAUGGGUUGAGCGUAAGAACAGUCGCCUCACCGGUCAGGGCAGCAGCUCAAAGCGCCAGUAA